AUGAAUACAUUCUGGGAUGAUGGAGAGGAUACAGAGAAUGAGGAGACUUUUAAGACUGCGAUAAAGACUACCAACUUCCUCGUGGACGAUGAUGACUUUGAUAAUUGGAACUCACCAUCUGCCGCUGAGUUGACCAAAGGUUGGGGAGACGAUCCCAUUCACACUAGCAACAAUCAUAUGCACAACAUGUAUCAUGGCUUUGGUAGUAACAAUAACAACAACAACAACAACAUCAGCCACAACAACAACUUCUUUAAUGGUAGUAGUGGCAUCGAUCAUGUUCAACAUCAGCCACAGCAACAACAACAACAACAACGACCUACCAAGGGUAAAGCUCAAACUAAGCAACAACCAAAGGAACCUAAACAACCUAAGCAACCGAAGCAGCAACAGCCAAAGCAACAACAAAAGGAACAGAAACAGACAAAGCAGCAGCAACAGCAACAACAGGUGGAGUCCAUCAAGAGCGAGAGUGUUGUAUCACUGAGCGAGAGUGAUAUACAUGCUGCUGCUAAGCCAAUACAAACACCACCACCUCCAACCCAUGCCGAGCAUUUGGACAUCGAGUCUGAUGAAGAUGAUGACGAUCAAUAUCCAUCACUCUCAAUGAAGAAUCAGAGAAGGAGGCCUACGAGAAAGAAUGUUACCAAUUUGGAACAACAACAAUUGCAACAAGAACAACAACAACAACAACAACAACAACAACAACAUGGUGAUCAACCGACUUCGCCCAAGUCCUGGAGUGAGGUGGCCAGCCUCCUACAGAUGCAGCAGCAGCAACAGAGCAAGCAGUCACAACCGCCACAACUGCCCAGACAACAGACCAAGCAACAACAGCAACAACAACAACAACAGAGGAAUCAUCAACAUGAUAAUGACAACGAUUAUGAUGAUAGUAAUGAUGAGCAUUAUGAUGAUGAGUCAGUGGAAGUGACACCAACAGAUUACAAUCAAAAGUUGAUCAUCAAGUCCAACAAGACAGUGAACACCUACCAGCCAUUAACAACCAAGAUCCUGCGGUCCAAAGAGCCACUGACAGCUGUUACUAUUAUCUCUAACAAGGAUAAGAGCCAGAGAAAGAAGGAGGCCAAGAAGGUUGCAUCAAAGUCAACUUCCAAGCCAACAACAACAACAUCAUCAAUAGCGUCCAUUCCAUCCCCAUCCCAAUCCCAAUCACAGUCCCCAUCACCAUCUUCAACAAGCCCGGCAAUGUUGUCCUCGUCAGCGUCAACCACAGUGAUAUCAAAGACUAAGAAGAUUGCGACUCCACCAUCAACGUCAUUGCCAAAGCCUCAACAACAAAGAACAUCCUCUUCCUCAUUGAUGCAUCACCAGAACCAAAUCCAGACUUCUCCAAGCGAUAACAGUUCAAGUUCCAGCUCGAUCUGUGGUACACUGUUGACCGUUGUCCUCGGUCUAUUGAUAACAAUCAUUGCAUUUGCUGUUGGUCUCAAGUUGCCAGACAUAAUGGCCGCACUCCAACAACAACAACAACAACAAUGA
Acytostelium subglobosum LB1 is the source of this 1503-nucleotide messenger RNA. RefSeq lists its product as hypothetical. The coding region runs from base 1 to 1503 and encodes 500 amino acids. The record is from RefSeq and is a predicted model, not a curated record. Lineage: Eukaryota; Evosea; Eumycetozoa; Acytosteliales; Acytosteliaceae. The transcript has a single exon.